Messenger RNA from Zophobas morio, 769 nucleotides. Its product is annotated as FAD-linked sulfhydryl oxidase ALR-like. Gene Ontology annotation, cellular component: mitochondrion. The transcript is spliced from 3 exons. The record is from RefSeq and is a predicted model, not a curated record. Lineage: Eukaryota; Metazoa; Arthropoda; Insecta; Coleoptera; Tenebrionidae. The coding region runs from base 68 to 640 and encodes 190 amino acids. Gene Ontology annotation, molecular function: flavin adenine dinucleotide binding; flavin-dependent sulfhydryl oxidase activity.
CUCCGUCCAACUCGCACGUAAUCGCAUCUUCCUUCUCUCCCACUCAUGAAAUUUGACAGACCCCAGAAUGUCACAUGGCCCCCUUUCGAACUUAACCAAUUUGUGGCACCACUACAGUCACGCAGCCAAAACAAAACCCAAUGAUGCUUUUAAAAUGAUGCCCAGACGCCGGUCGCACCUGGAGCAAGAGAACUGUCGCUCGUGCACGAGCUUCUCGGACUACGCGAAAACCGCGCGCGCCAGGAAGGCGCACGAAGACAGCUCCGGAGAAGUGGCGCCGAGCGGGUCCCUACGCACCGACUGCCCCCUGGACAAGGAGGAGCUGGGCCGCAGCGCGUGGGGGCUGCUGCACACCAUCGCGGCCAAGUACCCUGACAAGCCCACGCGCAGCGAGCAGAGAGACAUGAGCGCGUUUUUCCACCUGUUCUCGAAGUUUUAUCCGUGCGAUUACUGCGCCGAGGAUUUUCAGAGACACAUCCAGGUGGAUCCGCCGCCCACGAGCUGCUAUGAAGAGCUGAGUCAGUGGCUGUGUCGCGCCCACAAUAAAGUUAACGUUAAGUUGGGGAAGCCGGAGUUUGAUUGUUCGAAAGUCGACGAACGGUGGCGGGAUGGGUGGAAGGACGGGUCCUGUGAUUAUUGACCAGUGCGUUUUAGUUAGAUUUAGGUUAGCAAUGUUGGAGUUGUUGCUGUGAUGUCAAUGUUGAAGCGGAACAAGCCAGAGGGUGUUUUGCUUGUCUGGAUUAUUAAUAAAUUUAUAAAUUAUUAAGAA